GGAGGGCCAUGGCGGAUGUCCCCGGGGCGCAGCGACCGGUUCCCGGCGGCGGCCCAGAACCCCGGGACCCCCUGGACUGCUGGGCCUGUGCUGUGCUGGUAACGGCUCAGAAUCUGCUCGUGGCUGCCUUCAAUCUUCUCCUGCUGGCGCUGGUGCUGGGGACCAUCUUGCUACCCGCUGUCACCAUGCUGGGCUUCGGCUUCCUCUGCCACUCCCAGUUCCUGCGCUCCCAGGCACCUCCUUGCACCGCGCACCUGCGGGACCCUGGCUUCACGGCCCUGCUGGUCACCGGAUUCCUGCUCCUCGUGCCGCUGCUCGUGCUUGCCCUAGCCAGCUACCGCCGCCUCUGCCUGCGCCUCCGCCUGGCCGAUUGCCUCGUGCCCUACAGCCGAGCCCUCUAUCGGCGCCAGCGCGUCCCACAGCCGCGGCAAACCCUGGCCUCACCAGGGUCGCAGGCCGUUCCCACAUCAGGAAAGGUCUGGGUCUGAGGACAGUUGAGUCAAGAACAACCCGGACGGCUGCCCUCCCUCCCAGUUGGCUCAAGGACUCGAAGUCCCGGGAUCUUCUGACCCGCCCCGCCCCCACCCCUGCAUGAGCCGGGCCUUGCAUCCUCUUGGGGAACAGCACCAUCUGUGAACCCAAUGCUGGUGAAAAUUCCCACACCCCGGAAAACCCACUUUCCUCUCACUACCCGCAUCUGAAUUCUGAACAUCUGGGCUGAACUCUGCACGUCUUCCCCCCCCCCCCUCCUUAUCAUGAGCAGGACAACUGAACCUUGCGCCCUCCUUUUCUGGAGCAGCUCCCCCAGUGUUUACGGGGCUGGAGGGGAAAGAGUAAUCACACAUCAAUAAAGAAUUAAUAAGCUGAA
Molecule: messenger RNA, 868 nt
Organism: Galeopterus variegatus (Sunda flying lemur)
Lineage: Eukaryota; Metazoa; Chordata; Mammalia; Dermoptera; Cynocephalidae
Gene: TMEM88
Product: transmembrane protein 88
Exons: 2
Coding region: 9-488 (159 amino acids)
Biological process (GO): negative regulation of canonical Wnt signaling pathway
Cellular component (GO): plasma membrane
Molecular function (GO): PDZ domain binding
Source: RefSeq, a predicted model, not a curated record